GGAUAAGUCAAAUAUUUGUUUUACGUUUUAAUCUGAAACUGUUCGUGGCGUGCGUAAUUUGUAAAUUUUGUUAGGUACUUACUUAUUCAUUUAUUUAUAUUUCUACUUUAAAUUUGUUAGAAAGUGAUCAAGAUGAGUGUUUGGCCAGAAAUAGCGACAGCGAAGUCAGAAAACCGACAUGAAAUAAAAUUGGCGGGGGCCAACGUCUCUAAACGUAUUAGCGAAGGUGGUUUGGAUAAAAGUGUGUUCCAACUAUCGAGUCUCAACCUUCUAAAUAUAAGCGACACGUGUCUUACAGUUAUUCCCGAUGAAAUAAAACGACUGGUCAACUUACAAUCACUUCUAUUAUUCGGAAACAAGAUAGAAGUCUUCAACGAAAAUAUAACCUAUCUGACGAAACUGAAAGUCUUGGAUCUUUCAAGGAAUCAACUCAAAAGUAUUCCAGACAGUUUAAAUAACCUGAAGGAGCUCUCAAGUAUCAAUUUCAGUUCUAAUUCAAUCGAUACUUUUCCGAAACUUGGUGAUUUUCCAAAUUUGAUCUCUAUAGAUGUGUCGAAUAAUAAGUUAACACGUUUCCCUGAUGUAGAAGACGCUAAUCUGCCUCACUUGACCGACUUCAACGUUAAAAGCAAUGCUAUUGAGGAAUUACCAAAUUGUGUGAGUCGCAGUUUGUCACAGUUGAAAAAUUUCGAUCUUAGCAACAAUCAGAUAAAGGCAGUCCCGGGUGAACUAGCUUCUAUGACAAAAUUAAAAGAACUUAACCUCAAAGGAAACAAGUUGACAGACAAACGUCUUAUGAAGCUCGUAGACCAGUGUCGCACCAAACAAGUCCUGGACUACAUCCGUGAACACUGUCCGAAGACUGACCAGUCACAACCGGCAAGCGGGAAAGGAAAGGGCAAGAAAGGGAAGAAACAGGAAGAGCAACCACCAGAGGAAGCGAUUUGUGACCUCUGCCACUCCCUAAGGAUACUGCACGUUGAAGACGACACUGUAAAAGUGAAAAUCCUGGAGGCCGAAGUGGGUGCAGUCCGUCCGUACAUACUCUGCUGUAUCGUUAACGAUUUGAACUUCAACGAAGCGUUGUUCAAAAAGUUCAUUCAGAUGCAAACCAGAUUGCAUGAUACGGUGUGCGACAAGAGGAACGCGGCCACUAUAGCUACACACGAUAUGAGCAAAAUUGCACCAGGUGACCUGCUAUACACGGCGAAGGCGCCGUCGCAGCUGAAGCUGACGCCGCUGUCGAGGCUGCGCCCCUGCAGCGGGGAGCAGCUGUUCCAGCAGCUGACGGCGGAGGCCGACGCGCUAAGGAAGGAGAAAAAGAGGAACGUCUACUCGGGUAUACACAAAUACUUGUACUUAUUAGAAGGCAAGUCAAAAUACCCAUGUUUGGAAGACGCUAGCGGAAAAGUGAUCAGUUUUCCACCCAUAACUAACAGUGAAGAGACGAAAAUGUCACACGAAAGCAAGCGUAUGCUGGUGGAGGUGACUUCGCACUCGUCGCACGGCUCCUGUAAGACAGUGAUGGACAAGCUCCUCCACGAGUCUCUGGUGCUGGGCAUCGGCGACGACCCGAAUGAACCCCACGCUGGUUAUCAUACGCUCACGGUUCAACAGGUGAAAGUGGUAGAUCCAGAGGGCAAUCUGAAGAGCGUGUACCCAUCGCGAACAGACUGCGUUUACGAAGAUGCGACCAACGUGAAAGUAUAUCGCAUGCCAAAGAAAUAAAAAAUAAAUGAAAAAAAAAAACAAAAACAAAAAUGGCGCGUCAACUUAAUGCAUGUUUUCGCUGCUCGAUUACUUACUUUUUUUUUGACUAGGGAAAUGAAAAACUGGCCAGUGUUAAUGUUAUUUUUUUUUUCUUCAAUACAUUUGAAAAUUGAAUUCGCCUACUCAGUGUUGCCAUUUAAUUAAGUAAAUUACAUGGAUUAUGUUUUUAAGCGGAAAUUAUUGCAAAAAUUUACAGUAUUUUGUUUUUCUAGUUAAAUUAUCCUGUGUGCUAUAUUUAUCUUUGAUAGCUUUAAGUUUUUAUGGUCGGCGUGAAACACGAAUCGCCAAUACGCUAUUAAUUUGUGGUGUCAAUAUAGUUUGGUAAUAUAAUAAGGGAAAAACAGAGUAUAAUAUAAUGGAAUCAGUAUUUCCGUUAAUUGCCAAGCUGUAAUUGAGUCCAAUGUUUUUUUCAAGCAAAGCUGUUUUUUUAAUUUGUUUUAUACAUGCACAAAGAAGGGAUGUUAUAAAAUUGUCUGUGAUUGAAUGUAUCAAGUCGUCGAUGUCACACAUCAUGAAUGUUAAACUAAGAGCAAGUUUUCGUUGUCUGUUUUUUUGAAUAAAGUAUUUUUAUAAA
Messenger RNA from Amyelois transitella, 2344 nucleotides. Its product is annotated as leucine-rich repeat-containing protein 47. The coding region runs from base 133 to 1728 and encodes 531 amino acids. Lineage: Eukaryota; Metazoa; Arthropoda; Insecta; Lepidoptera; Pyralidae. The transcript is spliced from 7 exons. Gene Ontology annotation, biological process: phenylalanyl-tRNA aminoacylation. Gene Ontology annotation, molecular function: phenylalanine-tRNA ligase activity; protein binding; RNA binding. The record is from RefSeq and is a predicted model, not a curated record.